Arachis ipaensis is the source of this 607-nucleotide messenger RNA. The record is from RefSeq and is a predicted model, not a curated record. Lineage: Eukaryota; Viridiplantae; Streptophyta; Magnoliopsida; Fabales; Fabaceae.
AUAAUGGCUUCAAUCACAUGGCAAGUUCUAAUAGUUGCAAUUCCUGCUACGCUAGCAUCAAAAUACGUUCAGGGAUAUUAUCAAGCCUCUGCAAGAGAAAUAAUAAGGAUCAAUGGAACAACCAAAGCACCAGUGAUGAAUUUUGCAGCUGAGACAUCACUUGGAAUGGUUACUGUUAGAGCAUUCAACAUGGUGGAUAGAUUUGUCAAGAACUACCUAAAACAUGUGGACACAGAUGCAUCACUAUUCUUUCAUUCUAAUGUGACCAUGGAACGGUUGAUUCUAAGGAUUGAAACACUUCAAAACUUGACAGUCUUCACUGCAGCCUUGUUACUUAUUCUAGUUCCUAUGGAUUAUGUGUUCCAAGGUAAUACUAAUGUUACAUAAUAAAUAAAACAGUUAUCAUGGUUUAUCAAUUCGAUAGUUUUCGUUGAUCAAAGAGAAUAACUAACAAGCUAAUACUGGAUUGAUAAUGUUGGAUGGUAUGUGCAGGGCUUGUGGGACUUUCACUUUCUUAUGCAUUCACAUUGACACAAGCACAAAUAUUUUGGACAAGAUGGUUUUGCAACUUAUCAAACUAUGUUAUCUCUUUGAAAGAAUCAAACAA